AUGUCUUUCCAGAACUUCGAGUCUUUCCAGAACCAGCACCCUGCUGCUGAUGCCGCCGCUGCCGCUCCUGGUGCCCCCGCUACCGCAGACACCACCAUGACCGGUCAGGCUGAUCCUACCACGGCCGCCUUCCAGGGACCUGCCCCCGGUGAGCCCAACGCUGCUCCCGUUGCCCAACAGGCCAGUGAGGGCAAGACUACUCUCUGGAUGGGCGAGCUUGAGCCUUGGAUCGAUGAGAACUUUGUCCGCAACUUGUGGUUCCAGAUGGGUGAGCAGGUCAAUGUUAAGAUGAUCCGCGAUAAGUUCUCUGGGAGUAACGCUGGAUAUUGCUUCGUCGAUUUCGCCUCCCCCGCUGCUGCUGCCAAGGCUCUCUCCCUUAACGGCACCCCAAUGCCCAACACCAACCGACUGUUCAAGCUGAACUGGGCUACUGGUGGUGGCCUUGCUGAUCGCAGCCGCGAUGAUCGUGGUCCAGAAUACUCUAUUUUCGUCGGUGAUCUCGGCCCGGAGGUCAACGAAUACGUGCUCGUCUCUCUCUUCCAGAGCCGCUUCCCGUCGUGCAAGUCUGCUAAGAUCAUGACUGACCCCAUCAGCGGCUUGUCCCGUGGUUAUGGCUUUGUUCGCUUCUCCGACGAGAACGACCAGCAGCGUGCUCUGAGCGAGAUGCAGGGUGUCUACUGCGGCAACCGCCCCAUGCGCAUUUCCACCGCCACCCCUAAGAACAAGGGACCUGGCGUCGUGCCGGGUGCCAUGGGUAUGCCCGCCGGACCGGGCAUGUACCCCCCCAUGGGUGCUCCUCCUAUGGGCUUCUACGGUGCUCCCCAGCCCAUGAACCAAUUCACUGAUCCCAACAACACCACUGUUUUUGUUGGUGGCCUGUCCGGCUAUGUCACUGAGGAUGAGCUCCGCUCUUUCUUCCAGGGAUUCGGCGAGAUUACCUACGUCAAGAUCCCCCCCGGAAAGGGCUGUGGUUUCGUCCAAUUUGUUCAGCGUCACGCCGCUGAGAUGGCCAUCAACCAGAUGCAGGGAUACCCCAUUGGCAACUCCCGUGUUCGUCUGAGCUGGGGUCGUUCCCAGAACAACUCUGGCCCCGCUGGUAGCCCCUACCGUCCUGCUCCCCCUCCGCCUCCCAUGUACCCUUCGAUGGGCAUGCCCCCCGCACACCAGUACGGCGGCUUUGCUCCUAUGAAGGUUAGUUCCCCCCAGUGA
Aspergillus saccharolyticus JOP 1030-1 is the source of this 1209-nucleotide messenger RNA. Its product is annotated as RNA-binding protein. Bases 1 to 1209 code for a protein of 402 amino acids. The transcript is spliced from 4 exons. Gene Ontology annotation, molecular function: mRNA binding. Gene Ontology annotation, biological process: mRNA splice site recognition. Lineage: Eukaryota; Fungi; Ascomycota; Eurotiomycetes; Eurotiales; Aspergillaceae. Gene Ontology annotation, cellular component: cytosol. The record is from RefSeq and is a predicted model, not a curated record.